AUGAAGAAGUUGUUGGAAACGAUAAUAUCUGUGAUGUUGUUCUUGCUGCUCUUCCUGCACUGUGUCUGUGGCCUUGCAGCCCUCCGUGAUGACAGUUGUACGUACGAUACUACUGUGUGGAAGAACAUGAAAAAUAAAACUGAUUAUACACCUUUGCCUGUUUCUAUUAUACGAGAAUUACCUCAAAGUGGUAAGAGUACUGUUUCCCUCUACACAACAACAACAACAAGUACUACUACUACUACUACUACUACUUCAGUAAAAAGUGAUGAGGAAGAUUGGAUGCCUAUUCGUAUUCAUCUCUCUUCUGACGAGUUGGAUAGAGUGAUGAGGCGCUGCAGUAGUGGAAUGACUGUUUCUUCACAUAGACACUCUCCAUCAUGUCGUGAUGGAAAUGUACUCACACCUCAGAAACGAGACAUUCUGUUGAAUGAACUCCUUCCUGCAGCUAUUGCAUUGCACAGUGAGCGUCUUCUUGUGGUGCGAUCACGGUUUAAUUUGGUCAUCAUACAAUUUAUCUCAGAGAUGUGCUACACAUACGUUGAGCUUCCCGCAGCGUAUGAGAGUGUGGGUGUGGUUGAGGCGGAUUUUGUGUUGUUUGUGUUGGCAGAGACGGUGGCACCAUUUGUGGUGAUCUGCUCUGAGGCCGAUGAUGGGCGGCCGACGUCUGCGGCGAUGAACUUUGCACCCGCAGACAUUGUCAACACACGACUGUUCACUCGCAUCAUUGCACACAAUUUGGCCCACGCCCUCGGGUUUGAUGUGCGGCGAAUCAGUGAAAUGGGAAUGAUCGCAAAAAGUGGAAUAACUACAACUACUACAGCAGAGGAGAGG
Molecule: messenger RNA, 834 nt
Organism: Trypanosoma theileri
Lineage: Eukaryota; Euglenozoa; Kinetoplastea; Trypanosomatida; Trypanosomatidae
Product: surface protease GP63
Exons: 1
Biological process (GO): cell adhesion; proteolysis
Cellular component (GO): membrane
Molecular function (GO): metalloendopeptidase activity
Source: RefSeq, a predicted model, not a curated record